AUGAACCAAGUUGAAGAACCAGUGGGUCCUAACCCACUGGAACCCGCAGAUCACUAUCCUGAAUUUCAAGAUAUGGAUGUGGACGACGAUCCAGAUCCUGAAAUGCCACCUUCUGGGACGCCGACGCAUCCCAUCGAGAUUUCAAGCGGAUCUUCUUUUCAUGGUUCGCCAUACAGAGGCCCUGAUAUCUGGGCCGAAAGAUGGAGCACAUAUAAGUGGGAGUAUACACCCCCUCACCGCAACUCACCUCCACAUCAGCGGGUUCCCUCUGAGGACCCACAUUUUCAGGCGGUCACACCACCGCCACCACCAGCGCCAGAGCAGCCACCGCCUCCAGAAGAACCAUCGAGGCGAAGAAGAAACCCGCAAAUGGGUGGGCCUUCAAACGCCGUUUCUGAAGUCGACUCCACACCAGUCGCACCUGCACCACCACCUAUGGGUUAUGAAAACCCAAUUCCAACUUACCCAGAUGCAGCUGGGUACAACCCGUUUGAGCAGCAAGCUUAUUCGUGUUAUAACUACAACAAUGCACCUGCCGUCGACCCAUACGUCGAGGCAGCAAACUUCAAUGCUCUCAACCCCUCGCCCUUUCCACCUGCAUACCCAACUGGGUACCCUGCGUAUGGGUAUCAAUACCCACCGCCUCCAUAA
Molecule: messenger RNA, 651 nt
Organism: Helianthus annuus (common sunflower)
Lineage: Eukaryota; Viridiplantae; Streptophyta; Magnoliopsida; Asterales; Asteraceae
Product: wiskott-Aldrich syndrome protein family member 2-like
Exons: 2
Coding region: 1-651 (216 amino acids)
Source: RefSeq, a predicted model, not a curated record